Molecule: messenger RNA, 2607 nt
Organism: Erythranthe guttata (spotted monkey flower)
Lineage: Eukaryota; Viridiplantae; Streptophyta; Magnoliopsida; Lamiales; Phrymaceae
Product: ABC transporter G family member 1
Cellular component (GO): membrane
Molecular function (GO): ABC-type transporter activity; ATP hydrolysis activity; ATP binding
Source: RefSeq, a predicted model, not a curated record
ACUUCACACAGCCGCCAGGCCCGCCACUGUUGCUUCCCUUACCAUUAAUAUAUUACAACAUGGCCCAAACUAAAAGCUCAAUUUGUAUUUUUUUUAUUUUUCAUUCUUAAAUAUACAAAAAUAUAUAUAUGUGACGUCAUUAACCACGUCACCUCUAAUCUUGUCUAUAUAAACAGCAUUUUGGCUGCAGAAUUUAUUACAUAUCACAAUCAUGGAUUCAUCUCCAAUUAAUGUUCCGAGAUGGACACCCAGCUCCAGUCCAUCUGCCAACCUUAUCAUCAAACCUGUGAUAAGCCAUGAUUACGGCUCCGAUAGCUUCGCUUCUUCAUACGCCGAUCAAGCUACGCCGCCGCCGGCCAACGAUUCGAAGCUGGGCUUUCCGUUCAGCGUCGGCCGGCAGCCCUCCGACGGUGGCUCAGUCCGCUCCGAGUCGUCGGAGAUGGGGAGGUACCGUGGUUCGUUGAAUAUUGAUAACGGAGAAGAGAAGGAUUUGGGAGGUGGGAUUUACUUGACGUGGAAGGAUUUGUGGGUGACGGUGCCGGAGAAGAAGAAGGAGGCGGCGGCGGCGGAGGGACGGCGGCCGAUUCUGGCGGGAGUUAGCGGCUACGUUGAGCCGGGUGAGGUUCUGGCUGUCAUGGGGCCUUCUGGUUGCGGAAAGUCCACUCUUCUUGAUGCACUGGCAGGGAGGCUAGAUUCCAACACAAGGCAAAAGGGAGAGAUUCUCAUCAAUGGCCGCAAGCAAGCACUAGCAUUUGGCACCUCUGCAUACGUGACUCAAGACGACACCUUAAUGACAACGUUGACCGUACGAGAAGCGGUCCACUACUCCGCCCUCCUCCAACUCCCAAACACAAUGUCCAACUCCGAAAAGAAAAAACGGGCCGAAGACACUAUCAAAGAGAUGGGCCUACAAGACGCGGUGGACACGAGAAUCGGAGGGUGGAGCGUGAAAGGGCUCAGCGGUGGACAAAAGAGGAGAGUGAGCAUUUGCAUCGAGAUAUUGACGAGGCCCAAACUUCUAUUUUUGGACGAGCCCACGAGCGGUUUGGACAGCGCUUCUUCUUACCAUGUCAUGAGCCGUAUUAUCAAAAUCGCGCGGCAGGAUAGACGGACGGUCGUUGUCUCGAUUCAUCAGCCGAGCGGGGAGGUUUUUGAUCUCUUCCAUAAUCUUUGCCUUUUGUCAUCUGGAAGAGUUGUUUACUUUGGUUCGACUUCGGCUGCAAAUUCGUUUUUUGCAUCAAAUGGCUUCCCUUGCCCAUCAAUGAGGAAUCCAUCAGACCACUAUCUCAGGACAAUUAACAAAGACUUUGAUGUUGAUAUCGAACAAGGACUCGACGGAACCAUAACUGCAACGGAAGCAGUCAAAAUACUUGCUGAUUCGUACAAGUCUUCAAACGCAUUCGACCACGUUCAAAAACGAGUACAAGAUAUAUGUCUAAAGAGUGGAGAAGCAUUGGAGAAGAAGGGAAGCCAUGCAGGGUUUAUUACUCAAUGCAUUGUUCUAACUCAAAGAUCGUUUGUGAACAUGUAUCGUGAUCUCGGCUACUAUUGGCUUCGUUUAGCGAUAUAUAUCGCACUUUGCUUGUGUGUCGGAACUAUAUAUUAUGACAUUGGCCAUAGCUAUGGAUCAAUUCAGGCUAGAGGCUCGAUGCUGUUUUUCGUUGCCGCUUUCUUGACAUUUAUGGCUAUUGGUGGCUUCCCUUCUUUCGUCGAGGACAUGAAGAUCUUCACACGAGAAAGACUGAACGGCCACUACGGCGUGGCCGCGUUCGUCGUGGGGAAUACAAUAUCUUCCAUCCCGUACUUAUUGCUUAUCUCACUACUACCGGGGGCAAUGGCCUAUUACUUAGUCGGCUUGCAAAAAAGCAUCGACCACUUCGUAUGCUUCUUGCUAGUUCUAUUCACGUGCAUGAUGCUGGUCGAGAGCCUAAUGAUGAUCGUCGCGAGCGUGGUCCCCGAUUUCCUCAUGGGGAUCAUAACGGGGGCCGGGAUCCAGGGGGUGAUGAUGCUCAACGGGGGUUUCUUCCGGUUGCCCGACGACCUCCCAAAGCCGUUCUGGAGGUACCCUAUGUACUAUAUCGCGUUCCACAAGUACGCGGACCAAGGGUUCUUCAAGAACGAGUUCGAAGGGCUUACGUUCCCGAACGAGCUGGCGGGAGGUGCGGCGACUAUUACGGGGGAGGAGAUCUUGAGGAAUGUUUGGCAAGUUGAGAUGGGGUACUCUAAGUGGAUUGAUGUUGCUAUUCUCUUUGGUAUGGUGGUUUUGUAUAGGUUUAUGUUUUUGGGUAUCAUAAAAGCUAAGGAAAAGUUUAGGCCUAUGAUUAGAGCUUUUCUUGCGGGUAAUGCGAAGGAUUAGGAGUGCAUAUAUACUAUAGUUUGAAUAAGUGCUUUUGAACAACUUAUUAAGGUUUAGUUUAAGUGGUUUUGAAAUUGCUACUAUAAUGGAGUUUGGUGAGAGGUCGGGGGUUCAAAUCUCUUUGAAUUCACGUCUUUUGUUUGUAAAAUGCCACAUUAAAAGGCAACUAUUUUGUAUUGUGUGUAUUUUUUUUAAAGAAUCUUGUUGCAUAUUGCUUUGUACUUACUUUUACUAAUUUAAUUUGUUUUACA